GUAGCCACGGCGCGUGAGCGAAAUAUCACUGAGACAUCCCAGGAGGAGAUCCCCUCGUCGCCUACUGAAGUUGAAGACGAUGUCAUCGUUGAUAUUUGUGAAUUGGAAGAAGAAAGAGCUGAUGACGACGAUGAUGAUGAAUUCGAUGAUGAAGGCGAUACAGAAGUUU
This is a messenger RNA of Strongylus vulgaris, 169 nucleotides long. The record is from the annotation of a GenBank genome assembly. Lineage: Eukaryota; Metazoa; Nematoda; Chromadorea; Rhabditida; Strongylidae.